AAUGAAUAAUUUCCACUCCCAAUUAGACUUUUUCCCUGUUCACAACUACCAUAUCCUUCCAGUCAUCAUCUUCUUCGUUUUGAUCUGGUCUCCAUUUUUUUGCAGCCAACAAGAGUAUAGAGACUACACUAGAACCCGAAAAGUUCAAAGAUAUCAAAAGGGAUGGCAUCAGAUUCAGAAUACUACACAUUCGGGCCUCACAAGAUACAUCCAAAGUUCAUAUUCUAUACCACUAAUCUUUCAUAUGCAAUGGUCAACCUUCGUCCCGUCCUUCCUGGUCAUGUAUUAGUGAUACCAAAGCGGGAGGUUAAGCGAUUUGGAGAUCUGAAUGCUGAUGAGAUCUGCGACCUAUGGCUCACAACCCAACUAGUUAGUGGCAAAUUGGAGUCCUACCAUAAUGCUUCCUCCCUCACCUUGAACAUCCAAGAUGGCCCAGAAGCAGGACAAAGUGUUCCACACGUUCACAUUCAUAUUAUCCCACGAAAGUCUAGUGACUUUGCGAGAAAUGAUGAUAUCUAUGAUGCAAUGGAUGAGAAUGAUAGAGCAUUAAUGCAACAUAUUGAUUUGGAUGAGAAGAGGAUGGAUAGAGGAUUUGAGGAGAUGGCACAAGAAGCUGAUGAAUACACAAAGCUUUUCCUCUAGUUGUGAUGGCUUUUGUUAAUGUUUUAAAAGUCGUCAAAAAAAAACUUAUGAAGAUGACGUUGCACUUUACAUCGGUUUUAGACUUUAAAUUUUAAGUGUUAUGUUUUAAACUUCGAACAUCUUUCAGUCUCCUUUAUAACUUGGACAUAGUUACCUUAUUUAUAAGAGUUAGAUUGUCCUUAGAAUGUUACGUGAUUAAUUUUGGA
Cucurbita maxima (winter squash) is the source of this 848-nucleotide messenger RNA. Its product is annotated as bifunctional bis(5'-adenosyl)-triphosphatase/adenylylsulfatase FHIT-like. The coding region runs from base 163 to 642 and encodes 159 amino acids. The transcript is spliced from 5 exons. The record is from RefSeq and is a predicted model, not a curated record. Lineage: Eukaryota; Viridiplantae; Streptophyta; Magnoliopsida; Cucurbitales; Cucurbitaceae. Gene Ontology annotation, molecular function: catalytic activity.